This is a messenger RNA of Lonchura striata (white-rumped munia), 9416 nucleotides long. NCBI's taxonomy places the organism in Eukaryota, Metazoa, Chordata, Aves, Passeriformes, Estrildidae. The record is from RefSeq and is a predicted model, not a curated record.
GUGGGACCUCGCAGCGCAUGGGCUGUGCAAGCAACGAGGGCAAACUGUUGAUGGUGUUCUUGCACUGGUAGGCACCAGGAGCCAGUUUCUCUGCUUUAUCGAUAUGCUUGUUCAUUGGGAACCAGACAGUUUCUGUAUGGCAACAGAGAAGGCAAGUUGUGCUUACUCGUGUGAUGCCACCAGUAAACAAGGCCCAAGCGGCUCCUCGAGGUGUCAUGGCCGCCCAUAGCAGGCAGCAUGGCAAAAGAGUUUAAGACAUGAACUAAGUUAAAGAAGGUACAUUCCAACCUCUCCUCUUCCUUAGCUUAAGUAUUUUAAAUAUCGAAACUCUUCAGAGUUAAGCGGUUUUUUUCUUUAAUUCUGAGGCCUGGUGUAGCCUUGCCCUUGAGUAGCUUGUUCUAGCAAAAUCCAUCUUUCUGGAUUUUGCAGUCGUUGGCAGAUAUUCGGUGGAAAUGCUGAUAGUAGGAUAUUUUGUUGCUUAACAGUAAUCUUGAAAUCAUUCUAAUAACGUCGUAUGACUGCAAUCCUUACCAUAGAUAGACUUACUCGAAAAGUUGGAUGGAAAUGUUGAUGGAAAAGUACUUGCAUAAAAUAAAGGAGUGAACAGCUCUGCUGUUCUAGGAAGCAGUCAGUGAGCUUAAAAUGCAGGCUUCGGUCACAGAAAAACGUUACACAUCUAGACAUUUACUAUGCUAACAAGAGGAAGUAUGUUAAUAGGUAUGUUUGUUUAAUAUCCGCAACUAUACAAAGAAAUGCAUGAAUACGUUUAUUAGAACUUAAUUCUGCAAGAUAAGACUAUUUUACAAGCAUGCUAUUUGUAUCUCUUUUGGAAGUUAAAAUAUAUACAUGUGCUUGUUACAGUUCAGAAUACUUAUUUUUUCAAAAACAGAAGAGUGUAGAAUGUUCUUAAUCUCUGCUUAAAUGUGGAAUUAAUAAGUUAAAUAUGAAAUCUGUACACAACGAUCUGUUAUCAGUGUAAAAAAUAGAUGGUUUUCUAAUUAGGUGUUGGUUUUUGCAGUCCUGCAGGAAGGUAUGAAGGAGAGUGUUGCUGCAGAUAUUAAGAAUUUCUUGAAGGGAAAGAAACCAAACACAAAAACCACUGCUGUUUGAUACGUGAUCCUGGUUUAUAAAUUUCUGACAACUUAAUCGAAAUUGCUAUUGAGGACUUCAACUGAAAACUGCAUUUUAUGAACCACUACUUAAAAGGGCUAAGAUGGAUAGCACAGAGGAACCUCAGAAAAAAGUCUUUAAAGCACGAAAAACAAUGAGAGUAAGUGAUCGGCAACAACUUGAAGCUGUCUAUAAGGUUAAAGAGGAGCUGUUGAAGACAACUGAAGUGAAACUGUUAAAUGGAAAACAUGAGAAUGGAGAUUCUGACAUAAAUUCCCUUUUAAGCAAUACAGAUUGUACGGAAGUCAAGAAAGAAAUUAAUGGCGUGGUUGACUUGUGUGCUAACUCUGAAGAAGGCCAAACAGCUUGUGAUGAAAUUAGUGAAACCAAAUGCCCUGAAAGUAAGACAGGAAGCAUAGUCAAUGACACAGAAUCCAAACCUCUAAUGCUUUCUUCAGAAAAUGUUACUCCUGAGCAAGCUAAAGAUACUGACAUCACAGUAAAUUGUGAGGCUGAAAAUGGAGUUGGUAGCAGUAAAGAUAGCUUCCAUGAAGAAAAUAAUAGAAAAGAUCAUUUGGAACAAAGAAAGAAUGCUAUCCCAUUGGAAGUUGAAAGUAAAUCAGUCUGUGAUAUUAGUGACUCUUCUGAAGAGAAGGGAGAAACAAAUUAUUUACCUGUUAAUUCCAGUUCAUCUGGUGAGGAAAAGAGGACUGAAGAAGUAACUGUUGAAGAGGUUGUUGGAGAAGCAGCCAUCUCUAGCAGUAUGGAAACUGACCAGGAAAUACAAGAAGGCAGUGCAGGACUUUCAGAAACCACUGUUUCAAAGACAAUAGAUGAGCCAAGUGACAGUAUCUUGGACAAUACGGACUGUAUGGAAACGGAUGACAUUAUUCCAAUUCUGGAAAAACUAGCUCCUGCUGAAGAUGAUCUGAGCUGUUUUUCUAAAAGUUCUCUGCUUCCAGUGGAUGACACAGUCCCAGAUUUAGAAGAGAAAAUAGACAAUUGUUUGGGUUCACCAUCCAAACAGGAAAGCAAUGAAAGUCUGCCAAAAGAGGCUUUCUUAGUACUGUCUGAUGAAGACGAGCCCUGUGAUGAGAAGGAGGAACUUGUCGAAGGGAUACUGCUAAACAAGUCGAGUCUUCCAGAAGAGGUGGAGGGGGAGAGAAAAAAGGAGUGUGAAGAUAAAGAAGGAGAAGAAGCCCACAAAGAAGAAGAGAAACAAAUAGAAAAAAGUGAAGCAUCAAAAAGAAAGCGUUCCAAAUCUGAGGACAUGGACAAUGUUCAUUCUAAACAUCGUCGGUACAUGGGAGAAGAUUAUGAAGCAGAAGUCCAAGUCAAAAUUACAGCCAGAAAGGAUGUUGACCUAAAAUUACAAAAGAUUAUCCAGAGACUUUUAGAAGAAAAACUUACCGCUUUACAGUGUGCAGUAUUUGAUAAGACUCUGGCAGACUUGAAAACCCGAAUGGAGAAAGUAGAAUGCAACAAGAGGCAUAAAACUGUGCUUACUGAAAUGCAGGCUAAAAUUGCGAGAUUGACAAAGCGGGUUGGAGCAGCUAAGGAGGACUUGAAGAAGAGACAGGAAAAUGUGGCAAAUGCACCUGUAUCUCCAGGGAAAGCAGCACCCGACACUGCAAAUGUAAACAAUGCCACAUAUCGAAAUGCUGGCACAGUAAGGCAAAUGCUGGAGUCAAAGAGGAAUGUAGGAGAAAGCACACCAGCAACAUUUCAAGCCCCUGUGAAUCCAGUGCCUGCUUCCAGUCUUGCUGCUUCUCCAGCAGUUGUCAGUGGACAUCCUAAGCUUCAGACUCCAGUGUCCUCCACCAGCUCUUUGACAACAGCAGUGCUUCCCACAGCUAACACGGCUACAGUUGUAGGCACUAACCAAGUGCCCACUGGCAGCACUCAGUCAGUGUCUGUCUCAUUGCAGUCUUUGCCUGUAAUCCUGCAUGUACCUGUGGCAGUGUCAUCCCAGACUCAGCUUCUGCAAGGCCACACAGGGACUUUGGUCUCUAACCAGCCGUCAGGCAACGUGGAAUUUAUAUCUGUACAAAACUCGUCUACAGUUGGUAGCCUUACCAAAACUACAGUGUCUUUGGCAUCAACUAACACACCUAAACCAAAUAACAUCCCACAUGUGCCCAGUCCUGGUAUUCUGAGGAACUCUACAGCCAGUGCUGGGUCAAUAGGCACAACAUUGGCAGUACAGGCUGUUCCUACUACACAUCCUGUUGCCCAGACCACAAGGACUUCUUUGCCCACAGUGGGUACUCCGGGACUUUAUAAUGCGACUGCCAGUCGAGCGCCCCUACAGAUGAAGAUUCCUCUCCCUGCAUUUAGUAGUACAGCUCCUACUGAACCACCCACCAUUGCAGCAUCCAAGAUCGAAAACCAGACAAGCAGGCCGCCAACAGAUACUUCGGCAAACAAGCGACCUGCUGAGGGAACAACACAGAGCGGGAAGUUCACAGGAGGUGAAUCAGGAGGUGUCAUUGAUCUUACACUUGAUGAAGAGGAUGACAGCUGCUCUCAAGCAGAUGGCAAGAAGCAGAAGCAGAACCAGAGCCAGGCACCUCUGACAGGACUGAGCAUACCCACCCAGCCCUUGACUCGACCCCUGCAGCCUUUGCCACCUUUGCAGCCAAGCCCUGUGCAGCAGCCAGGUGUGCCAACAAGUGGCCCUUCCCAGACCACCAUCCAUGUAUUACCCUCAGCUUCGACAACAGUGAAUGUAACUCGGCCUGUGGCUCCAGCUAACCCCAAGCUUCCUAUCCCAAGAACCCCUGCUAACCAUCAGGUGGUCUAUACCACUAUUCCUGCACCACCACCUCAGAAUCCUGUAAGAGGAGCUGUCAUGACCAGCCCAGGCUUAAGGCCAGUCACCCCACAGACUGGAGGUGUGACCGUGCGAAUGCCGCAGACAACCUACGUGGUGAACAACGGGCUGACUCUGGGCUCUGGAGCUCCUCAGCUCACAGUGCACCAUCGACCGCCGCCGCAAGUGCACACUGAGCCACCACGCCCCAUACAUCCUGCCCCACUUCCAGAGGCACCACAGCCACCACGUCUGCCCCCUGAAGCUGCCAACACUUCUCCACCUCAAAAGCCACAGCUGAAGCUGGCCCGGGUACAGAGCCAAAAUGGGAUUGUGCUGUCGUGGAGCGUGAUGGAGGUGGACCGGAGCUGUGCCACUGUGGACAGUUACCACCUGUAUGCCUACCACGAGGACCCCAGUGCCACCAUGCCCUCGCAGUGGAAGAAGAUCGGGGAGGUGAAGGCGCUGCCGCUGCCCAUGGCAUGCACUCUGACACAGUUUGUGUCUGGCAGCAAAUACUACUUUGCAGUCCGGGCUAAGGAUGUCUAUGGACGUUUUGGACCCUUCUGUGACCCGCAGUCCACAGAUGUGAUCUCUUCCCAGAGCAGUUAAACUAGAGAUCUCUGGACCCUUUAAACCUGUCCUGCUAUCAAAAAUUGCCCCAGUUGUGGGAGGAGUUGAUCCCAUGCAUGUAAUUCACCUUUAAAUCCAUUCUGCAGGAUUAUUUUAGACAGUUGUGUGAUACACACUACACGCACUCAGAUCCAAAAGAAAAAUAAAGUCUGACCUGCAGCAAGAGAGCCUGUUUUUUCUAAAUAGUUCAUGUCAUUGGCCAUUUGAAAAUUUUGUUUUUUCCUUCCAUGUCGGGUGUUUCACCUAGAUCCAUACUAUCCUUUAUCCAAGAGCACCCUGAAUGCCUGGGAUUCUGCUUCAGAGUGGAAACAAAAUAGUAAAUUGCAGUUUGUCUGAAGUAAAACAUAUACAUACGUAAUGUCUAUUGAGACACCAACACAAGGGCAUAAACAAUCUGCCUUUCCCCGCCCUCCCCCAGCAUUCUGUAAGCAGACUGUGGCAUGAAGGGUGAUUCAAACCCUCACUUUUUGUACUGGAGGCUUGAGUGGUCUGGUCUUACCUUACAAACUGUAAUAAGCUAUCUGAGGGGAGGGAAGGGAACUUGAGUCUGGCCAGGAACCUGUGUAAAUUUGGAGGUGGUGGAAAAAAAAUAAUAAAUCACCCCACAACCUCCUACCUCUUCCAAGUAAAAAUGCUCCUCUAUUUUCACUAUCCUUCUCUACUCAUCCUGGGAGCUUUCCCAGACCUGAAACUGGAUUGUAAAGACUCCAUUCACACCUCUAUAGUUCUGACAAUUUUUCUGUUUCUUCCCUCAUACAUCCAACCCUAUUUUUUAGAUUUAUUUUGUGCCUUAAAGAAUAAUUUCAGAAAUAAAAUGUAGCCAGAUACCUUGUGGUGUUCUUUUAUUUGCUUGGAGUUAUUUUUCCCUUUACCCUUCUAGUCUUUUAUCAGUGCUUCUAAUUUUCUAGGUCUGCAGUAAUUGCUAUUUAUGUAAAGACAAGAAAGUGCAACAUCUGAUGGUGAAUUUGUUCUUAUCUGCAGUAUCACGCAACCCUUUCCUUACUGCAAUUCCUGAAUAGUUGUUUUUAUCCUGUCAAGAAUAUUCAGCAUCUAGACAUUACUUUCCUCCAGAGCCUUUUUUAGUUCUUUUGGGAAAGGUGCAAUUCAGCCAAAGAAGAAAUCCUCGUGGUGUGGUGCCAUGAAAGCUUCUACCUGUUUGCACUCGUUUGGACGCUCAGUGAGUACAAAAGGAGCUGGAUUCAGUGUGCUUCCCUCCCCCAUCACCUGCCUGCCUAAACCUUGUCAACGAUUGCAAAUGUUAAUAGAGGCUUUCAUGAUGCUUCUGAGCUGAGAGAAGAAAUUGGUGGAUGUCCCCUGCCGUCAUUGACGUGUUAAAAUUGCUUUUUGCAGAACAAAAUUGUAACACACCUGGACAACAAAGUAGAUGCAAGGGUUGAAUUUUGGCGAUUUUCGGUUGCAUUCCUACCCAAUAGAACUAAACAGUAGGUUUAGAGGGGAAAGUUUUUUUUUAAUCCACUUCACCAUGUAGCAAAGCUGCAGACUAUGACAUUUUUUCAUUUCAGUGCUCUUUCUCAAAACCAGCAUGUUGAAAUGUGAAGCAAGAUUUGAAGAAGUAUCAGAGAAGUUAAAUCCCCAAGCAGGGCUGAUGAAAUACACUUAAUGAUUAUGGGUUCUGUAACUGUUCCUUUGUUUAGAACCUCAACAGUGAAAGAAAUGGCACUGUAGACCUCUGUCUGGUUUACUGCACUACAUGUAGCUGGGAGUGUCACUUCUCUCAGGUGAGUUAUGGAUAUUCUCUGUAUGGAAACUUGCAUUUAAAAGUUGAUUUUGGCAAGCAAAAUUUCUGGCUAAAUCCAAGUAUCCUCAGAGAAGGUUCACACUGUAUGAACAAUGUGUAACCUUUCCUUUGAACUGCAGUUGUCCCUGUGUUUAUGGUGCUAUUAUCAAAAAUUCCUUAAAUUUUUCUGUGUUUAAGUAAAUGUUUUGUUUGCUUAUUUUAAAGAAUAAUUACUUAAAAAUGCAUUUAGUCUGUUUGUGGAAAUAGACUAAAUUUGGGUCCUUAUAAAAACAGUUCUGUAAUAGACAUUAGAACACUUAUUUCCAGUUGAUGGCUGUCAAUUCCUUGGGCAAUUUUUUGUUAAUGUACCAAAGAGCCUUUGGCUGUAUCAGUAGUAUAAAAUUUUACAGUUUGAAAGUUAAAAUAAACAUGAGGAUACAACCUAGCACUUCAUUUAUUAAAUUGUGAUUCCAACCCAAACUACACCUGAGCUUUGUUAUAGCUUGAGCUUCCAUUUAGAUAUCCCUUGUUUUAGGUUUGUCUCCUUUGGGAUAGGCAGGGGGAGCAAGUCCUGCAUUAGAGUAUUUUAUUUCUUCCAGUGGAAUUAUUAAUAGGUAUGAUGUGUCAUUCCAUUUGGAGGUUUUGUGGGCUGCAUCAUUACACAAAGAAGACUCAUACUUAUUUACUAAAGAUACAGUUCUUCACUGAACUGACUGUAAAAUUGGCUUCUGUCUUAACAGAUCCAUUUCUGGUCUGUAUGGCAGCAGUUCUGGGUUUCUGGCAGGAUUUUGUGAGACACCCUUGUUGACCAAAGACAUUGCAGCUAUGGGGAGAAAAACCACUUCCUUGUUUCAUCCCAGCAGGGCUGUUAAAGGUCGGAUUUCAGUAUCUUGAACAAGUACUGGUGGAGAAGUAUGUGAUAAAGCACAGCUUGACUUUGAGAUACCUGGUUUGGUGUGGAGACUUCAAGGGAGCUGGUCCCCAAAUCACUGAUGCCCAAAGAGAAAAGUAUGCCAGUUUUGUGCAGUCACUGUCACUGUGGAGCAGACCUCUGCAGUGAGUUUGCUGACAAACACAAGUAGUGCUUAAUUCCUUACCUCAUGGCAGUUUUUCCCAUGUAGUUUAGUGGCUGAUGGUUUUAUUAUCCUUUACCUCCCCAAAAGAUUAAAACUAUUGAGAAGCUUUCUGCUAGCAACAAUCAACCAGAAACAAUUUGUUUCAGUUACAGACUUUAUUUGAAAGUAUUACUAAAAUAUUUGGCAACAUUCAGUACAGGUGUGUUAAUACUGUCCUUCUAGACUAGUCUCCUCAUCAAUGAAAAGUAUCAAUCACUGAAGCCUUCCAAUAAUCCACUUUUAAAUACGCUAAAAAUUUCUAUAUGGCUUUUAAGUGAAGUGUUGAGUUCGGUUUCUUCUCUGCACUUAAUGCAAUUUUUUCCAUCUUCAAAUAGCUUGGUAUAAAGUUGUUGCUGACUAUCUGAAUUCUGUGAUUCUGUGUUUUGCUGCUGUCUCUGGGUGCAUGACAUUUCAGGAGUACUGCCUUGGACUGAGCUGCCAGUGUUCUAGCAAACACAGAAUUGACUACAGCUGCAUUUUCCAUCUUCAUUUACUCACUGGUGUGUUAUAGGUUUGAAUUGUUUUCUCUGUGUGUGAUAUAAGGGCAUCUAGAUGUCCAGGUUGAAAGUAAUUUGAGUUAGUUCAUCUAUUUGGAGAGGAGCCCUGCUGGGGGGGGGGAGUGCUGAUGGCAAAAUGGUGUGCUGCAUUUCUCCUAGUUACAGCUUCACUGGCCUCUUAUAUUGCAGUAUGGCUAAAAAACUACUGGAUACAAAAACAUAAAUGCUAGGAGGGGGCAGACUGCAGGUAUGGCAUCUGUAUUGUAUCCAGUGACAGCUUCAGAAAACACAAGGAUGCAGCUCUCUCAGUCUGUAAUUAUCUCCAUGCUCUGAGCAGUUUCCCUAUGCGUUGGUCUGACAUUGCUCCUUGGAAUUGUUUGUGCUGCCCCAGCUUUGUUAGAUCACUGAGCACAAGCACUGUGACACCCAUUCCCAAGGUUUUUAGCACAAGACUGGAAACAUUAAUGGUGUUCUCCCUGUAAAUUUAAGGGGUCUUACCAUGCUUCCUUUGAAAACAAAGGCAAAACCCCUCAGUCUUCACUGGGACCACGACUCAGCUCAGUACUAGGAUCUGAACAUCAUUUGUACUGUAACAGAAAUAGCCACUUCAGUUCUUCAUGCUCUUAGUCUUAAAUGUACAGUAAAUAAAACCUGAUAUUAUAAAGGGAUGGGUCACAUUCAUUCCUGUUGCCAAGACAGCCAUUUUCCAGGAUGAGUAUUGCAUACACUGUACAAAAUCAAGCUGUGAUUCUGCCUUCUGUAUACACGCUUUGAGUAUUCUUCUUUUGUCAAAAAUAUCUAUGCAGAUAUUUUAAAUAGAAGCUUGAUAUAUUAAAUAUAUAUUUUUUUAAUUUGCUGAUUUGGGUAGGGGUGGGCAUUGUAUGAAAACACUGGAGGGAGAAGAGAUUAAAUGACACUAAGCCAGCCCUGCCAUACAAAUCUAUUCCCUUCCAAACACCUUCUGAGAGGAGAAGGGAAAAAUUAAGGAGAGCUAGGAGAAAGCAAAUCAAUGAAUUUUCCUUUUAAUCCCUUUUAAGUUAAAAAGGUGUCUUUCUUUGUCAUUAUGCAGGCUGAGCAUUCUUUUCUUCUUUUAUAUACAUAUGCCUAUAUAUACAUGUAUAGAUAUGUGUGUGUAUAUAUAUAUAUAUAUACACACACAUAUAUAUUUGUACUGCUAUCUUAAAAUAGGGUGUAGCUGUAAAUAAGAUAGCUGAGUAGUAGUUGUUCAGAGAUUCCUGUUUAGUAAUUUAUUGGUUAUCAAAAGUCAAAUGUGCAAAAUCCUUUGUUGAAAAAUUCCAAAUCUGAUUUCUUGUUUUGUUUUGCAGCUGGACUUGUAAAUGCAAAAUAAAAAAUGUAAGACUGAUUUAAUUUCCAGUUUAAACUGGGCAAUUGCCAGCUUUCCCCAUUUUUGUAUGUAUUGUAGAUUAGUUUGUGUCUGUGUUAACUGUUAGUGGGAUUUUGUCUGACAAGCCUGGAAUUUAUACUUUGAAAUAAACCUCCUGAGUUUUUAA